AUGGAUACAAAGCCGGUAACAAUACCAAAGCUGUUAUAUGGCACAGCUUGGAAAAAGGAUGCUACCGCUGACUUGGUACUCCUAGCCUUGAAGGCUGGCUUCCGAGGCAUCGAUACUGCAGCUCAGCCACGUCAUUAUAAGGAGCCGCUGGUUGGCGCGGCUGUAAAGUCAGCAAUAUCAUCAGGAAUUGUAAAGAGGAGUGAUCUGUUUAUCCAAACCAAAUUCACUUCAAUAGAUGGCCAAGACCCAGAUAAUUUGCCCUAUGAUCUUGAUGAGCCACUUGAGAAGCAAGUACACGCCUCAGUGGCUUCGUCACUUCGAAAUUUUGCCUAUUCAGAUUCAGACCCAUCCUACAUUGACAGCUUAGUCCUCCACUCACCACUUCGCACCUUGGAAGAUACUAUCACGGUCUGGAAAACGUUCGAGACAUACGUGCCCCACCAAAUCAGACAAUUGGGGAUUUCCAACACGCCUAUACAGAUCGUUGACUAUCUAUGUAACAGUUCUGAUAUCACAGUUCGUCCAGCUUACGUACAGAAUCGCUUCUACCCAGCAACGCGCUGGGAAAGGGACCUGCGGGCAUUCUGCCGGGAGAGAGGCAUUGUGUUCCAAACUUUUUGGACGCUUUCCGGGAACCCCCAUCUACUGAAGAGUGCGCCAGUGCAAAAGCUGGCCACUAGUACGAAUGUCGAACCGCCCGUCGCGUUGUAUGCGCUUGUGCUGGGCCUUGAAGGUACAACAGUUCUAGAUGGAACUACCAAUGAGACGCACAUGAAGGAUGACCUCCAAGGUAUUGAGGUUGUGAAUGAUUUCGCACGGAGCGAGGAAGGCCGACCUGUCUGGUCGGAACUUUUGGGACAAUUCAAGAAGCUUAUUGGAGAAAAGGCGUAG
Molecule: messenger RNA, 891 nt
Organism: Hypoxylon fragiforme
Lineage: Eukaryota; Fungi; Ascomycota; Sordariomycetes; Xylariales; Hypoxylaceae
Product: Aldo/keto reductase
Exons: 2
Coding region: 1-891 (296 amino acids)
Cellular component (GO): cytosol
Molecular function (GO): aldose reductase (NADPH) activity
Source: RefSeq, a predicted model, not a curated record